This is a messenger RNA of Styela clava, 1543 nucleotides long. The record is from RefSeq and is a predicted model, not a curated record. NCBI's taxonomy places the organism in Eukaryota, Metazoa, Chordata, Ascidiacea, Stolidobranchia, Styelidae.
CAAUAAAAGAGGCGACUUCCGGAAGCUGUAGGUUUGGUCACUCAGGUCUAUGCGAGCCGAAUUUUCGACUUUUAACCUUUCGAUUUGUUGGGAGAACCACCGGCUGUCUGUCACUUUUAUGUCAGAUUAAGCCAGGACUGGGCAAGGUUUUUGGGUCACGGGCCAUCAUUGCACAGGACAAUUAUCGUUGGAACGAUUUUCUUCAUUCGAAUGAAAUGGCUGUAUUUCUAUGUUCAGGAGAUUCAUGCACCACGGAAUGCUUGGACACAAAAGAAGUUUGCUAUGGAUCGGAUAUGGACUCAUGUUUUUGUCCAGCUGGAUUUAAAGGUGACAACUGCGAUGAACCCAACACCGAUUACAUUGACGAAAUGUGUCCGUUACCAGACCCGAUACCGAAAUCUUGCGAUGCAGCCAUUAACCAAUGUGGAACUUGUGCUUCGGGCACGAAAUGCUGCUCAGAUGGAUGCAUUUUAUCCUGCCAACCUACUCUUCCAAAUUUACCAACCUGCACAUCAACCACGGAUUGUCCAGGAAAUGAAAUUUGCCACAUAUUGGAACCAUCGCAGAAUAUUUUGUAUGUGUCCAUUUGGAUUUACAGGGGAUGAUUGUAUGGAAAAACCUGCAGGAUACGACGACAGAUGUCCUCUUCCGGACGAUCCAGUCGAUCUUUGCGACAUAUCCGGAACAUUCGAUGAAUGUUUCGCUGGUAUUCCUUCUAGCAUGUGUCCGGAUGGAAAAAUUUGUUGCUUAAGAUCAGAUGGAUGUUUAUUCGAAUGCAUUUCAAUAGAUAAGAAACCACCACCAAAGAUUUCAAAACUUGCUCUAAUUGCAAUCCUAAUGGGUUUAAAGAAUCGUCCCAAACAAACUGUACGAAGGCCACCAAUUGUACAAGUAGCACCGUAUGCACCAUAUGUACAAGCAGCACCACAUGUACCAUAUAUACAAGCAGCACCACAUGUACCAUUUGUUCAAGUAGCUCCUGCACCCGUGCCAGUGGUACAAGUAGCACCAGCACCCGUGUCAAUUACUCCAUCAUUUACAGGUGCAGCAUGUGGUUACGGAGAGGCUCUUAUUCAUGGAUGUCCAGAUGUGUGUCAAAGUGCUCGCUGCAUGAUUCAUGACGCUGUAAUUUGUAGAGUUCACCCUUGCAAUGGGUGCACUGCAAGGUGGUACAACCGCCAGGGACAUGAUGUCACAGCAUCCUGUAGUCAUGUCGUGGGAUAAGGAUGGAUGGAAAAAUAAAUCCUAUCGGUGAAAACAUCUACAGACUUAUUGAAAUUACGAUCUCAAAUUAAUUGAAGAAGCAACUAAAUGUAAACUUUGACACUCGAUAAGCACUGAAAGUUUGAAAAGAUUUGAUUUUGACAACAUUUUGAUUUAAAAAACUUUGACAUUGUAAAAAACAACAACAAGCUAUUAUUUCAGUCAAAAUGUUCAGUCUCUACAACAGCCCUGGUUGUUUAUUAAAAUUGUAAUGUGAUUGAUAAAAGAUUUAGUGAGACAUAUAUUGUAUAUUCUAAUAAAUUCAUUGUUUGGUGAAGUA